UACACCGCGAGAUGAAGCGCUUGGCGAUCGUGUUGCUCGCUCUGACGAACCUGGCUUCGGCCAAGCCUGCAUUCCUGCCCGUACCACUGACGUACGCGAGCCUGACACCCGCGGGGCAAAUUGCUGCCGACAACGGAGCUCCGGACAAGCCGGAGGUCGCGAGGACGCAACUCGACGACAGGGUGAACGAGGCGACUCGAUCGCAAGCCUCGCGACAGUCAUCUCCGCCAACAACAACGUUCAUCAAUAACGGCCUGUCGAGCUUAACGCAGCCCGCACCCCUCGGUGCCGACGGCAGGGUGGUGGAUACCGCGGAGGUCGCAGCCGCGAAGGCGGCGCACACUGCCGCGCACGCGAACGAGCGCUUGAACCUGGCGAACGAAGCCGCGAGAUCCGGAGGUGCGUCGGAGGUCGCCGAUAACAGCGACACUCCGGGGGUGCGCGUCGAUGAGAAAAUCGACCUGGCGCGCAUCGUGGACGGUGGCGGUGCGGUGGUGCCACUGGUGUUCGGCAACGGCGUCGUCGUCACCGCGUUGCUGCCGGUCGAUCCUGAGCUGCCGGAAGUGAACGACGCGAAGACGGUGGACGCUCUGGCGGUCGCCGGGCCGGCUCUCGCUUACGGCAGAUUGGUCUACUGA
Molecule: messenger RNA, 638 nt
Organism: Dinoponera quadriceps
Lineage: Eukaryota; Metazoa; Arthropoda; Insecta; Hymenoptera; Formicidae
Exons: 1
Coding region: 12-638 (208 amino acids)
Source: RefSeq, a predicted model, not a curated record